Messenger RNA from Pundamilia nyererei, 1980 nucleotides. It is a transcript of the gene apold1a, whose product is annotated as apolipoprotein L domain containing 1a. Gene Ontology annotation, molecular function: lipid binding. Lineage: Eukaryota; Metazoa; Chordata; Actinopteri; Cichliformes; Cichlidae. The record is from RefSeq and is a predicted model, not a curated record. The annotation marks the transcript as partial. Gene Ontology annotation, cellular component: membrane; extracellular region. Gene Ontology annotation, biological process: lipoprotein metabolic process; lipid transport. The transcript has 17 exons.
AAUCUGAGUGCCCACAGUGAGCUUUCUGCCAGCAGCGACAGCCUGUCUAAAAACAAGGACCAGCAGUCCCUGCAUGGUGACUUACCCAACUCCAAUGAUGAUCUGACUGUAGCCCAGUCAAAGCAGAAAAAAGGAGGCCUGGCUAAAAUUUUAAAAAGAUCCGGCAGCAUUGACAACCUUUUGGAUGAGGGGGAAAAACAUUUCAGUGAGAUGUUCAAGAGAGCUCCAAAACCAGCAGAUGAGGAAACAAACGCAGAUGAAGAACAGAAAUUAUCAACCAGCGAUGAAAACCUGUCAGAAGCAAACACAGCAACGGAAAAAACAGGAGGAUUGGCAGGAUUCUUCAAAAAGUCUCCCAAACCAGCUCCACGCUCUGUCGCUACUCAGGAUCCCCUCUCGAGGCAGCUGUCAGCCAGCUGUGACAGCCUCACAGAUGCAGGAAAGGAGGCGGCUUUGGCAAACAGUCAGCUGUCUGCCAGUAAUGACAAUCUUUUAGAAGCUUCAAGCACCCCAAAGGAGAAAAAAGUCGUGUUCUCCGGGAUCACUGGGAUGUUCAGAAGGACGCCAAAAACUGAGGAGCAACAGGAAGAUGAGGACAUGGAGGCUCCAGCAGGAGGCGGGCUGAGACACAAGAGGACCAUCAAAAAGAAAAGACGAGUUGUGUCAUUCCGAGUUAAGAAAACUCUUCCUAACAUUCCCAAACUUGGCCUGGCUUCUCAGACUUCAGAUGAAAUGCCUUGCAUUGAGGAGACUCUCGAGUUGCAGGAGAUGAGCCCAGCACAGGAGAGCACAGUGGAGGUUCAGCCGGUGGAGAUGGCUGCUUAUCCGACUGAGGAAAACCCAGUCGAACCUGAGCCGGAAGAGGAUGAGCUUUUGGAGUGGUGGAACACAGUCAAAGGUUGGAAGGAGUGGAAUGAGACUUCUGAUUUCCGGGCAGAGGAUGAGGAAAUGGCGAUGGAGCAGGCAGCCGACCGCGUCUACAUGGCAGCCCGUCUUUUUGUGCGUCUUUUCAACCAGCGCGGGGCGUCCUUACAGCAUCGCAUCCUGGAGCUUUUGGCUAUGGCGGAUGCUGCGGAUGAGUUUCAUAAGAAGACUGUGUCGGCCGCUGUGGGCGGAGGCGUGGCCAGCGUCGCGGGUAGCGUCACCACAAUCACAGGCCUCAUUCUGGCGCCUUUCACUUUUGGCGCCUCUAUUAUUGUGACAGCAGUGGGGAUCGGUGUGGCGACGGCAGGCAGCAUCACGUCAGCGACGGCUAAAAUCACAGAUACGGUCCACUCCAACAUGGACCGUAAGAAGAUGGAGAAAAUGAUCCAGGGCUACCAGGAGGAGAUCAAAGUCCUCAGAGAGUGCAUGGAGUUUGUGCAGAAAGGUCUUGACACCCUGCAGGAGUGGGAUUUUGAGAAAUACGCUCAAAGUGCUGCCAAAAAAGCUAUGAACCACAACAUUAAACACGUGAUGAAAGAGGGAGGCCGCGCGGGAAAAGCCCUGAUGAUCAACACCAACCAGCUCGUCAGCACCGUGCAGGUUUUAGGUAGGGCAGGCGGCAUAGCCAAGGCCGCUCAGGCCAUCAGCGUCACCACAGGCGUCAUGUCGGCACUCUUUUUGGCUUUGGAUGUUUUCUUCCUCGCUAAAGACUCUCAUGAGCUUCGCAAGGGUGCCAAAACCAAAUUUGCCACCAAGAUCAGAGAGGUAUGUAAAGACCUUCAAGAUGGCCUCCUGGAGCUCAACAGGGUGAAGACGCAACUGCAGAAGACGAUGGACGGCAUUGAGGUGGAGGAGUUUGAGGAGGUUGAGGAGGUGGAAGUAGAGGUUGAGGACGACUUGGUGUCUGAUCCAAAGAAGCUGGCUGAGCUGGAGCAGGAGCUGGACCUCCUGGAGGAGAAAGUGGACAAGAAGGUUGUAGAGGUUGAAAAGAAGGGUAAAGAAAUGGAGAAGGAAAAUUCAAAAAUUAAAAAGGUGAAGAAAGAGGAGAAGAGCAUA